GGGAGCGGGCGGAGGUCCCUCGGCACCUCAUCGCCACCCCCCACCCCGCCCCCGGCUCCGGACGAGAGUCCGGGAAUCGCCACGGGUCCCGCUCCGCCCCGCCGGGCGGGGGGGGGGGGGAGGGAGGGGAGGCAGGCGGCCGUUCUCUCCGGCUAUAAAGGGCCCCGGGACUCCGAAGCUCGCCUCAGCUUCCUCCGACUCCGCCUUCGCCGCCUUCCUCCCAACUAGAGCUCCAGUUCCCGCUCAGGUUCCAAUCGACCCACUCGGGCUCGGCUACUCGGGCUGCAGCAGAAGAUGGCGGCUCCGGUGGCUCGGGGCGAGUGCUCCGAGGCGGCGCUGGCUGCAGCCCUGGCGGAUGUGCCGGAACUAGCCCGACUUCUGGAGCUCGACCCGUACCUGAAGCCCUUCGCCCUGGACUUCCAGCGCAGGUAUAAGAAGUUUAAUGAGACUUUGAACAACAUCGGAGAGAACGAAGGUGGUAUUGAUAAGUUUUCCAGAGGUUAUGAAUCGUUUGGUGUCCACAGAUGUGCUGAUGGUGGUUUGUACUGCAAAGAAUGGGCCCCAGGAGCAGAAGGAGUUUUUCUCACUGGAGACUUCAAUGAUUGGAAUCCAUUUUCAUAUCCAUACAAGAAACUGGAUUAUGGAAAGUGGGAGCUUUAUAUCCCACCAAAGCAGAAUAAAUCUCAACUUGUACCUCAUGGAUCCAAAUUAAAGGUAGUUAUUAGGAGUAAAAGUGGAGAGAUCUUGUAUCGUAUUUCACCAUGGGCGAAGUAUGUGACUCGUGAAGGUGAAAAUGUGAAUUAUGAUUGGAUACACUGGGAUCCAGAACACCCAUAUAAAUUUAAGCAUUCCAGACCAAAGAAGCCAAGAGGUGUAAGAAUUUAUGAAUCUCAUGUGGGAAUUUCUUCCUAUGAAGGAAAAAUAGCUUCUUAUAAACAUUUUACAUACAAUGUACUACCAAGAAUCAAAGACCUUGGAUACAACUGCAUUCAGAUGAUGGCAAUCAUGGAGCAUGCUUACUAUGCCAGUUUUGGUUACCAGAUCACAAGCUUCUUUGCAGCUUCAAGCCGUUAUGGAACGCCUGAAGAGCUGAAAGAACUGGUUGACACAGCUCACUCAAUGGGUAUUACAGUCCUCUUAGAUGUGGUGCAUAGCCAUGCUUCAAAAAAUUCAGAAGAUGGAUUGAAUAUGUUUGAUGGAACAGAUUCCUGUUAUUUUCAUUCUGGACCUAGAGGGAAUCAUGAUCUUUGGGACAGUCGAUUGUUUAUCUACUCCAGCUGGGAAGUUUUAAGAUUCCUUCUGUCAAACAUAAGAUGGUGGUUAGAAGAAUAUGGCUUUGAUGGAUUUCGUUUUGAUGGUGUUACAUCCAUGCUGUAUCAUCACCAUGGAAUGGGUCAAGCUUUUUCAGGUGAUUACCAUGAAUAUUUUGGACUUCAAGUUGAUGAAGAUGCCUUGAUUUAUCUCAUGUUGGCAAAUCAUUUGGUUCACACAUUGUAUCCCGAUUCUAUAACAGUAGCUGAGGAUGUGUCAGGAAUGCCAGCUCUCUGUUCUCCGAUUUCCCAGGGAGGAGUCGGCUUUGACUAUCGAUUAGCUAUGGCAAUUCCAGAUAAAUGGAUCCAGCUACUUAAAGAAUUUAAAGAUGAAGAUUGGAAUAUGGGCAAUAUUGUAUACACACUCACAAACAGACGCUACCUUGAAAAAUGCAUUGCUUAUGCAGAGAGCCAUGAUCAGGCACUAGUUGGGGAUAAGACACUGGCAUUUUGGUUGAUGGAUGCUGAAAUGUAUACCAACAUGAGUGUUCUGACCCCGUUUACUCCAGUUAUUGAUCGUGGAAUACAGCUUCAUAAAAUGAUUCGACUCAUUACUCAUGCUCUCGGUGGAGAAGGCUAUCUCAAUUUCAUGGGUAAUGAAUUUGGCCAUCCUGAAUGGUUAGACUUCCCAAGAAAAGGAAAUAAUGAGAGCUACCAUUAUGCCAGAAGGCAGUUUCAUUUAACUGAUGAUGACCUCCUUCGCUAUAAGUUCCUAAAUAACUUUGACAGGGAUAUGAAUAAAUUGGAAGAAAGAUGUGGUUGGCUUUCAGCUCCACAGGCCUAUGUGAGUGAAAAGCACGAAGGCAAUAAGAUCAUCGCUUUUGAGAGAGCAGGUCUUGUUUUUAUUUUCAACUUUCAUCCAAGCAAGAGCUACACUGAUUACCGAGUUGGAACAACAUUGCCAGGAAAAUUCAGAAUUGUGCUAGAUACAGAUGCAGCAGAGUAUGGAGGGCACCAGAGACUGGACCAUAGUACCGAGUUUUUCUCUCAACCUUUUAAACAUAAUGAACGUCCCUGUUCUCUUUUGGUGUACAUUCCGAACCGAGUGGGCCUCAUCCUUCAGAACGUGGAUAUGCCCAAUUGAAGAGACGUGGUUUCAGCUUCACGAGAAGAUGUGUGCUUUGUUUUCCUAUUCUCAUUGUCACAGAGCUUGUAGUGUGUAAGCCUUUCAAAAUACAGUUGUCUAGACGAAACAUCAGGUGUCUGAAAUUUAAUAUUGGUUUAUGCAAAUGAAUGUCAAACUUUUAUCGAAGGAGAGGGGGAAAUAUUUUUGCAAUUUCAAGGAUUCUAGACUAUAUUUUCCAGGCAUCUGAGCAGCUAGGAUUCUCAAAUGAAGUAUUAUAUGUAAUGUCUUUAAACAGCUUUACUUUCCAUGCCAAUAUUUGAUACCUAAAGUUCAAAUUUGAAUCAUGUGUCAUGUAUGAUUAUUUCUGUUGAAUGUAUACAGUAUUUUUUUAAGAUGAAUAUUUGAUUACUUUAUUUGUUCUAAGUAUCUCUUGGUUUAAAUUACAAAGUGCCAAGAUUGUCACUAUGUUUUUUUUUUCAAAUUGUGUUUAGACAUACUGUAAUAAAUAUGUAGUAAUAAUAUAACAUUAAGAAUUGAAUCAAAGAUAAUAUAAAAUUCUUUAUCUAUAAACUCAUCCAUGCUUCAUUUUGCAUAAGUUUUAUCCCAUGAUCUCUGCUUCACUUAGUAUCUUUGUGGAUGCUGAUAUUUCAGUCUUUCUGAAGGCCUGAAAUAGUAAUUGUAACAAUUCACAAAACAUCUUUUACUUUAGAUCAAUAAAAUUAAAAAUUGCAAAAUUGCCUUUGCUAAUGUUUAUUUUGCUGUACUGUUGUGAAGAUUAAUUUAGGACGAAUGUUAAAAUGCCUUAUCUUAACUCUGAUACCUUCCCCACAUAUAUGCACAUGUGCACAAUCGUCCAGGCAUGGGGAUGGGAGGUAAUAAUAUUUGUCUUUAGGUACUAUUUUGUAAUGUGAAAUUAUACUAACUAAUUCAGAUAUCCAGGCUACUCUCCAGCUGUAAACCUGAACACUUUUCGAAGCUGAAUUAACUAUCUCAAACUAAGUGGAACACUCAGUCAUGAAAUCGCCACUCAAUUCAUUAAAUAGUAGGACACAAGUCUAAAAUCAUUGAUACAUAAUUCAUUCAUAACUGAGAAAUUAUGAUGCAUUUAUAAGACAAAGUAUCUCACAUUUUUUAAAGGUCUUAUCUUGCGCCUUUACAUUAAUACAUUAAUAGUGACAGCUUCUUUUUGUUGUUGUAUGUUCUUAGCCUGGUUGUUCAUGACUAAUGAGCAGUACUUGGAUGUCUUUCUAUCAAAAACUUAUUCAGUACUGGAAAAGGUUAGCGAAGGAGACUUUUAUAGCUAAACCUAUUAUAUAUUAACCAUCUUUCUUACAACUUUUUUGAGUAAAGCCUUGAAUCUGGGUCUGAAACAUGUUGUUUGCUUUAACUUCAAAGUAAAGUAAUAGUUUGAUUUCCUGAAAGAAUCCGUGAUGCGAGUUAAUGAUGAUACAUACCAGGGAACAUUACUGAAAGCCUUCUGUGAUUCUUUUCCUGUUACAGGAAUGUUAUUAAUGUCUUAACAGUUUCAUGAUCUGUGCACUGUACCUGUUAUGGAUAACAGCACAACAUACAACCAUGAUGCUUUGUGUUCUUUAUAAUUUCUUUUUCAUUUCUUAUAUAUGAAGAGAUAUGGGAAUUUUCUAUCAUAGCUCUUUAAAAAUAACCAGAAAUUACUUCACAUCUAAAACCCAUUUUCUUUCCCUUGUCACCUCUGUGGCAAAGUCAAAAAGACCAGAAUAAUAACAAUGCUAUGUUUUCAUUGUAGUGAUUUACCUUAGUAAUAUGAUAUUUAGAUUCUACAGUGUAAACUUUGAAUUUAACAGUGUAAUAUAAGUUGCCUUUAUCAAGUGUUUCCCCCCACCAAAAAAAAAGAGAACAAUAAGUGGAUAUUGUAGAAAUUAUAAAAAAUACACACAAACAAAAUAUUAGGAGUCCAACAUAGAAUGUAGUUUUUUGCUGUUGCUUUUUGCUGUUGUUAUUUUUCCUGUCAGAAUAGACAGUCUUUCCAGAACAUUGUAAUGUACCGUAUUUCACUUUAGGUCUCAAUUUUUGUAUCAAUAACAUUCUCAUUAUAUAAUUAGGUGAGAAGUUCUUUCUUUUUAUUGGUUAAACAUUUUCAACAAUCACAACAGAGAGAUGGAAAAUUUUACUCUGUGUGCCUUAUGAUAAUGUCUACUUCUCUGAUGUGGUUAUCACUCACAUCAAAAUGAGAGUCCUUGGGGGUGCCUGGGUUGCUCAGUCUGUUGAGCGAGUCUUGAUUUCAGCUCAGGUAAUAACUCAGCUCUCUCUGCCCCUCCCAUGUGUGCUCUCUCUCUCACACACACAAUAAAUAAGUAAGCAUUAAAAAAAUGACAGUCCUGUACCUUUUUUUUUUUAUAAGUUUAUUUAUUGUGAGAGAGAGAGAGUCAGAGGGAGUCGCAGAGAGAGAGAGGGUCAGAGAGAAUUGCAAGCAGGCUUGCACUAUCAGCACAGAGCCUGACGUGGGGCUUGAACCCAGAAACUGUGAGAUCUUGACCUGAGCCAAAAUCAAGCAUCACACUUAACUGACUGAGCCACCAAAGUGCCCCAAGAGUCCUCUUUGUUGACUAUUUUAGAAUAAGUGUUUUUACCAUUUCUAAUCUUUGAUGUUCUAGAAAACAUAAAGAUUUCUUUCCAUCAUUUUUUAAUAUUAAUGAGUGUUAGUAAUUAUUACCCAGAAAAGAAUUUACCCCUUAAUAUUAGCCCUUAUAUGUACCCUUUAAUAUUAGUUUACUCAGAAAAUACCUGUCUUUGAUAACCAAAACUCGAACUGUAAACAUUUUCCCUAGAAUGUUUCCCACUUUAUAACACUUGAACUCUGAUGGUCAGCUCCUUUCAUAUAUUUUUUUCCUGUUCAUUUGAUAUUUUUCACUUUGCCCUGUUCUUAACUGAUGUAUUCAUCUCCAACAUAAAAUGAGGGAUUUAGCCACCAUGUUCCUCAAGUUCAAAAAAUAACCAGUGACAAUAAAUGGACUUUUCUUGUGGCAACAGUGAAAGAAUGCACGUAUUUUUUCCUCUGACUCGAGCACUCCCCUUAGCAAUAUCAAUUCAACAUUUGUCAACCAUCAGGGUUAUAGCCAUUGCUAUGCGGGAUCAUACAGGAGGUUGUCUGAAUAAGGAGCCUAUUCUUCAAAUAAUACAGGAGAGAGCGCAGACAGAUCUGGGGGAAGUGAUGAAGGGUAAUAUGUUUUCCUCUCGUGUUCAGCUGCAGCUGCAGGGCAAAUAUCUUUUCACUGUCUCUGGUUCUGCAGCCAUUGGAUCUAGUGAUGAAAGCAACAUAAAAUAGGUUUCCUGUUGCUCUUCCUGUUUAGAACAAGCCAGUGCAGACAUACCUAUAGAAACCUAAACGGUAACACAGCUUUCUGCCUGGCCUCACACCUCUGAGAUGAUUUCUUUUUGCCUAUUUGAGUCAUGUCCUGAACGGGGGGUCCUUUAGAGUCGUGGGUUCCAUUCAUCUAUAUAUUCCUUUCAGAGAGACAAGCACUGAGCUAUGAACUUUGCUAGGUAGAAUGUUUUGAUGAAAGAAAAUAGAAAUCUAAGCAUACCAAUGUCAUGUCCUUUAUGCAGUAGAGUUCAUUUAUCAUUCACGAUGCGUUAGAAUUAAAAUGUAGAUAAAUUUUCCCACUAAAGCCAGCCUUCGGGGGGGAAAAGAAUCAAAUGAACUCCCUACUAAUUUUUCUGCUCUAUUAUCUUAUUAAUGGUGAUUUGUAGAGAAUUGCAGAGAAACAUUCAUAGUUUAGGGCAGAAUUUCUUAAUUGGUAGUAUGAGAAAUUAAGAUACAGUAGCUGUAAGUUUUUUUUUUUUUUUUUGUCUCUCUGUAAUUUAAAACAUUACAUCUGGAUUUUAACCCUUGGCAAGAACUGUGCAGAGAAUGUAAUGUUUAUUUACAUGAAAAAAUGUAUUUUUGUGGUAGAUAUGCUUAUGCUACAGGGCAUGUCAUUCAGAACUUUACUUAUGAUUUCCAGUUUUUCCUAUGAUCUGUGCUGGGCCAGAGAGAGGUAUUUGGCCCUCACAUACUCUGUGUAGACAAUCUCACCUAGAAAGCCGCACUGUAUUUUAAAAGAACAGUGUGAUAUAAUGGUCAGAAGGCCUGAGUUCAGGUUAUAGCUCUUACUUUCAGUACCGCAUUUUAGAAAGCACUCACAGACUGUUAGUUCUUACUUAGACCAAUAAGACAAAGGUAGGGGGGGACAUCAGUUUUGUAAAUGCUAUUGUUUGAUCAAUAGCCGAAUGGAUGGUGAGUCAGUGGAGACAUCUUCCGAGUUCGUUGUCAGGGACACACUGUCACCAUCACCUGUCUAUCCUUCAAAGCUUCUGCGCUAAGUUAUCCACCCUCUCCCAGGCUGGGAUGUGUGGGCUGCUUUACAGAGAAGGGGAUUUUGCAUUUCCUCCACCGAUGCAGGUGACCAAAAUGUCAAUCUUCCUCCACCGCUGCUUUCAUUUGCUUAUUUUAGCUUUUUCUCUGAGUGUAUGAGGACAUUUCAGUGAAUUCCAUUCCCAGGCAGUGUUCUGCCCCUUUCAUGUGCCAAUUACUCUCAGACUUUGCACUUCUAUAACUCAGCCUUGUGAGGGAAAGUUAACAACCCCUUUAUGGUAACCAGUAGGGCAAGGUAAACUAGGUAAACUGUAUAUGCAAUGAAAUAGCCACAGGUGCCCAGGGCCCAUGUUUCUCUCCCUUUUCCCCUGCUGCUCACUCCACUAAUGGAAGGAAUAAA
Molecule: messenger RNA, 7109 nt
Organism: Panthera uncia (snow leopard)
Lineage: Eukaryota; Metazoa; Chordata; Mammalia; Carnivora; Felidae
Gene: GBE1
Product: 1,4-alpha-glucan branching enzyme 1
Exons: 16
Coding region: 295-2394 (699 amino acids)
Biological process (GO): glycogen biosynthetic process
Cellular component (GO): cytoplasm
Molecular function (GO): cation binding; 1,4-alpha-glucan branching enzyme activity; hydrolase activity, hydrolyzing O-glycosyl compounds
Source: RefSeq, a predicted model, not a curated record